CGUCUCAGUUCAAUCGCCGAGUCGGGCGGGCUGGGAUCCACCUUUCGGGGAUCAAAAGCGGAAGCCAAACAAGUCCCCGGGACGGGACAAUUAUAUCAGAUCAAAGUUUCCAGAUCAUUCGCGUCGGGCACUAGAUUAUUAGCAUUUCUCAGCAAGCCUUUCGCAAUACUAUCAUAGGCCUUGUAUAAUUAUUCCCUGUAUCACACUUACGACAAUGGCAUCGCUUACAUCCACUAUUCGCAGAAGUGCAGUCGCUCUUGAAACCGUACCAACAAAAGCUUUUACAUCGCUAGCUGUGUCACAAUCUUCCAGAACACGCACUUAUCACACGGCCUCGGAUAAUUCUGUUCAAAGAAGAAGCCGAGCCAGUUGCCAAAAGAGUCUAGCAUCGAGACAACCUUGUCUUUUACACUCACGACAUCCAACCCAAAAUCACAUCAUCGGCGGCGCUAGAUUUGCGACCACUACUACCAUAAUGGCAGAACCAACUGUCCACUCCCUAUUCGAGCCUGUUACUGGCACCUGGCAGUACAUUGUCUCGGACCCCAACACCAAGAGUGCCGUCAUCAUCGACCCAGUUCUGGACUAUGAUCCCGUCAAAGCAGCCGUGUCGACAGGAUCGGCUGAUGCCAUCCUCAAGACUGUCAAAGACAAUGGCUUGAAGAUUGAGAUGAUUCUAGAGACGCAUGCUCAUGCGGACCAUCUGACUGCUGCAUCAUAUCUCCAGUCAGCCCUUGCCAGAAGUCAAGGUUCCAAGCCGCUCAUCGGCAUUGGAAAGCUUAUCCGCCAGGUUCAGAGCUUAUUCGGAGAACGAUAUGGCAUCGAUCCAAGAGAGUAUGAUACCGUGUUUGAUAAGCUAUGGGAAGAUAACGAUGAGUUCACCAUUGGCACUUUGUCUGCCCGGGCUGUUCAUCUCCCUGGCCAUACGCCAGAUCACAUGGGAUACCAUAUUGGUAAAAACGUGUUUGUUGGUGAUUCCAUCUUCCACGUUGAUAUCGGCUCCGCCCGCGCAGACUUCCCUGGUGGCAGUGCUGAGGCCAUCUUCAACUCUGGCCGCAGGCUUCUCGCACUCCCAGAGGAUACAAAGAUCUGGGUAGGGCAUGACUAUCCACCGGCUGACCGAGAAGCCCCGGUUCCCUUUGCUACGGUGAAGGAACACAGAGAGAACAACAAGCAUCUCAAGGAUGGAACGCGUGAGCAUGAGUUCAUUGAGAUGCGCAAGAAACGUGAUGAGUCCCUUGCUGCGCCUCGAUUGAUUCAUCCUUCGUUGCAGGUCAACAUUAGAGGUGGACGACUGCCGGCACCGAACCCGGCAGGACUCAAGACGAUUCAUUUACCAGUGACGGGUUCGUCGUGGUAGAGAAGUCUUGUGACACAAUGCCCUGUCUAAGGAACGCAUAUUGUAUAGUAACGUGGAAACGGUCCUUUCCAUUUGGUGCUGAAGAAAAGGUAUUCAGAAUGAUAGUUUAGCCAGCCAAAACAGAUCGAAAAUUACUUUCAGUAUCUCCCAUUUGAUCUCUACUCCAUGUUUGUCGGUGUAGAUAGCACUUCGCAUUGAAAAUAAUUACAUGUAGAGAGUCCAGGCUCCC
This is a messenger RNA of Fusarium verticillioides 7600, 1589 nucleotides long. RefSeq lists its product as hypothetical. Gene Ontology annotation, biological process: hydrogen sulfide metabolic process; glutathione metabolic process. Gene Ontology annotation, molecular function: sulfur dioxygenase activity. The record is from RefSeq and is a predicted model, not a curated record. Bases 215 to 1360 code for a protein of 381 amino acids. The transcript has 2 exons. NCBI's taxonomy places the organism in Eukaryota, Fungi, Ascomycota, Sordariomycetes, Hypocreales, Nectriaceae.